This is a messenger RNA of Corythoichthys intestinalis (scribbled pipefish), 8491 nucleotides long. It is a transcript of the gene kmt5c, whose product is annotated as lysine methyltransferase 5C. The record is from RefSeq and is a predicted model, not a curated record. The transcript has 9 exons. NCBI's taxonomy places the organism in Eukaryota, Metazoa, Chordata, Actinopteri, Syngnathiformes, Syngnathidae. Bases 1937 to 7444 code for a protein of 1835 amino acids. Gene Ontology annotation, molecular function: histone H4K20 methyltransferase activity; protein binding. Gene Ontology annotation, cellular component: nucleus.
UGCGUCCGGGCAAGGGAAACUGGAGUUCAUUUCUUUUUCUCAUCAUAAGGGGUCAGUUUGAGCCAUGCUUAGUCUGGCCCCUCACCUAGGACCUGUUUGCCAUGGGUGACCCUGCCAGGGGCUUAAAGCCCCAGACAACAUAGCUCCUAGGAUCAUUGGGACACGCAAACCCCUCCACCACGAUAAGGUGAUGACUCACGGAGGAGAUGUAAAAACUUUAAUCUUACAAAUACAAAUUUUUCCCCCCGCCAAUUACAAUUGAUGUACUGUAAUUUUCAAGCUAUAAGGAACAUUUAAAAUUAUUUAUUUUUCCCUAAAAUUGACUGUGCUUUAAUGUAGGAGUUCUAAUGAAAUCUUAAACGAUGUUGUUUUUGGCAGCCAUUUUGAUUUUUGUCUCUUUUUGACGCUAAUACUUAUUAGUCAUAUUUUAGUCGUCACAAAAUGUGUCAACUAGUUUUUGUUGACAAAAACACAAGACUAUUUUCGUCUUUAGUCGGUUUAACUAAGAAUGUUUUCGUCUGUAAAUUCAAUUUUACUCGAAAAAUAAAGGUUUCCAACUAUUUCAAUUGACAGACGAGCACAUAUUGUGUCUCCAAGGACAACGCCAACUUGGUGAUAAAAGACUUGGCAGCAAAACGGAAUGCAAAAACAUUAAAAUGUCACACAUUGUGAACAUGAGAUGAAAAUGCGCCAGUUUGUCACAUCAGACAAAAACUGGCAUUCGUCAUUAGUCUCCCAAGACAUGAUUUUAGCUCAUUAUCGGCUCGUCAUGAAAAAAAAGUUAGUUGAAGAAAUGUUAAUAUCGUCAUCGUUGACGAAAACUACACUGAUCUUAAUGCAAUUGAACUAAUUUUAUUGUAUUGCUCCAGUAAAAUGCCUUACAUGUCAAACCCACAAAUAAAACAAUAAAAUAAAAGGUCAAUUAUUAAAAGAUGCACAGACAAAUGCUGUACAUUAAUGCCAUAAUUUCCUAAUAAUUGGGUGCGAAUGUUUGAAAAUAAACUCUCAUUAAGGGUGUGCUUUAUAGUCCGAAAAAUACGGUACAUGUCUUUCAUAUUGUAAGUGAGGGAUCACAGGUUACAAUAUUAAUAGCGUUGAUUAUUGUAUUGAAUUUGAAGACCAAAUUUCCACAAUCUAAGGUUUCUCGUCGAACAUCCUCUUAAAUUGUGGCGCAUGUUUACUAUUUGUUAGCAUGGCACCGCCGACUCAAGUGUUGCCAAGAGGCUACUGUAUGGGCUCUCCUCCCGUAUAUCAACAUCCCUCAAGCCCGCCCUCUCUCAAACGUCGGCCAAUGAGACGCCGCUUACCCAUGCAAUUUGGCGUUGUUUGCCAGAUUGACGCCUGACUCGACCAACGGCGUCGUCGGAAACGAGGCCUUCCUCUGUUCUCCUUCACCUCCCUUGUAGGCGAGUCCUGCCUAGUUUCGCGCACAGCGACCAAUCAAACGACAGGGAUUCCGGUCAGCUGUUUUUGAUUUGCCAGAUUGACCUCGAAGCCAGCGAAUGAGGACUUCGACUGGCCUCGUCCGCAAAGUGGACAAGCUCGGUUGCGCUGCAAUGUAGCUGAUCAACUUUUACAACCAGAGGCGAAGCUUUUUUUAAAAAAAAUACAUACAGUUGUAUAUUUUAUUUUUUAAACACUAUCAAUUGACUAAACUUGAUUUAGCAGCUCUGCUACAAAAACGAGACAAAAAACACAGGUCAUUGUUUGCAGUUGCAGAGAAAAUCGCCGAUAUUUGCGCGCCGCGUUGCAAUAACAUUCCAGAAGUGUUGGAGUAAUCUGGGACGAAAAGCUAGCCAGCUAGCUCGUCCGUUAGCAUGUUGCUAGGCUAGGCGCCCGGGCGCAGAGCUGCCUUUUUGAGGAUCUUACUCCUCCAAUUGACGCUCCUUCUUUCGUCGACCCGAAAAGACUCCCAGCAUGCUGAUGGUGGGAGGCCAUGGACUGCUGCACUAGAAUGAGUGUGAAAGAGCUGUGUGAGACUGAUGACCUGGCCACUAGCCUGGUGCUGGACCCUCUCCUGGGCUUCAGCACCCAUAAAAUGAACAUCAGCCCGCCGCCGGAGGUGCGCCGCUGGGGCAACUUGAAGGAGACGUUGCUGCGCUUCCAACGCACGCACGACUUCGACGCCACCUUCGAGGCGCUGACGGUGGGCGAGCUGGCCGGCGACUACUUCGAAGCUUUGGGAAGUCACCGAAAGGAGCUCCUGAGGCAGCAUGUGUACCGCUACCUCGGGGCCUUCCUAUUGGACAGCGGUGUCAAGAUCGAAUCUUGUGACCGCUACUCCUCGGAGACCAACGGCGCCAAGAUUACCUCCACCAGGCACUGGUUCGCGGGCGAGCGGGUGGAGGUCCUCCUGGGGUGCAUUGCCGAGCUGAGUCCGGCCGACGGCGCCGUGCUGCGGGCCGGAGUCAACGACUUCAGCGUCAUGUACUCCACGCGCAAACGCUGCGCUCAGCUGUGGCUCGGACCCGCCGCCUUUAUCAACCACGACUGCAAGCCAAAUUGCAAGUUCGUCCCCGGCGAGAAGAACGGCGCUUGCGUGGAAGUGAUUCGACCCAUCUCUCCCGGCGAGGAGAUCACGUGCUACUACGGCGCAAGCUUCUUUGGCGAGGGCAACGAAAUGUGCGAGUGCUGCACCUGCGAGAAGAAAGGGGAAGGUCAUUUUAAACACAGAGGGAAGCAGCCGGAAUGCGAGGAAACAAAAGACCCCAUGGGCCAGAAGUACCGCCUCCGGGAGCGCUACCUUCGUCACCAGCGAGAGAAGGGACACCUGAGCUCCAGGCCCGCUAUUUCCGGAUUACACUCAGCAAUCCCCUCGAGGAACUCCUUCACUCAUCAGAUGCGGAAGAACGCUCUUAAGAACCGAAAAUGGAACCAGGCCAAUAAGUGGAGGCGACAGAACCGCAGGCUCUCCAGACCCUUGGAAGUAGGUCUCAUCAGAAAAGACCGACAGACGCCGCCGCGCCUGUCGCAGUGCUUGAUCCGAGACCUUAGAAUAAGGGUGCGGCGCCACUCAGUGGACUUUCUGCUGGCCUGCAAGGAUCCCAAAGGCAAAGAGAGGGCCCUCCUACAACAGCUGGAGGCAGUCAAGCCUAGGGCAACACCCAGCGUGAGGCGUUUCAGGCCCACUCUGCUUCAAAAGAACAGAGGACGGGUAUGCCCUGACGGGACGGCCGGCAGAGGCGUUAUCUUGAGGAGCUCAUCCAGAACCGGAAGCGUGGACGGGGUCGUCGAUACCGACAAAACGCCCGUCGCAGAAAAACCGGAAAAGACCGAGCCAGAAAUUUCAGAACAAGUCGUCUCAGAACCAGUCGUCUCUCAAAGUGUCCCGGAGCCCUGUAAGAAAGUUCCGGACAAACCGGUACCGGCGCUCAAGCAAUUCCUUACCGUCCGCCUCACUAGAAUCUCGGCGCCUCGCAAGGAGCCACCGGUCACUGUUGACGAGCGGGACAUUAGGGAGGAGCUGAGAGGCAAGAUGAGGCAGAUUCAGGGCCUCAGACCACUGACUGCGCAGAAAUCCCAGCCAAAGCAGGUAACGUCACCCCCGGUUCUGCCGGGCCCGCGCACCACCAGCGUCGAAACUCCUAGAGGAGUUCGGGAAAUGUUCUUUAAGGCCGUCGAUAAGGGAACGGCGCAGAAGCGACAGGCCUCAAAUGCUUCCCAGCUCCAGGAAGAAUGCAAGAACAAGGUCAUCGAAAUCCAGACAGUGGCGGAAGAGGAAACGCAACCAGAUAAAAACAAACCUGAAGAGCACAAAGAGAAGAGAAAAACUACUACUACUGAAUGUAAGACUGCAUCCAAUGUCAAAAUGACCAGAAAGAUGAUUACACAAGGGGUCAAAGAGCCACAACCAGUACAAGAGGUACCUCCUAUGCCAAGUAAACCCGUGCAGACUCCAAGUAAGGAUGUCGUCAUGAAGCAGGCAAAAGUCCUCUUGUCGGAUAUUCUGAAGAAAGAUAAGACUUCUGAGGAUAAGCCACAUCCAGGAGACGGUUGUCCAAGAGAAGUCCCUGUCGAGGCCACGAAACGAACUGUCGGACGGCCGCAGAAGUUGGGCAGACGCGUAAAGACCAAAGCCGAAUUAAAGUCAAACAACGUAGGCCCCGGUUUAGUCCCCUUGGCAGAGAAACCCAACGGACACUGCGACCCGGUGACAUCCUCUCUCAACCCGCUACCUCUCCAAUCUCACAUUUCAUCCAAUGCCAGUCAGACCGCUCAGCACCACGACGCCAUGCAGUCCAACAUACCUCUGAAGAAACGGACGUUCCGCAAUACCGUGGAGCCGGAGCAAGGCACGACCGUCCCUUCCGUCGCAACCCGGAAAGAAGUUUUGCCCAUAAAGCAGGAACAACCCGGUCGUCAUACAGAAAACCCUAUCAAACGUGGCAGAAAAAGCAAAGCGUUGCGAGCCAAAGUCCGCAGGGUGAGCUCCAGAAGGGUCACCAGGCAGAACUACGUGGCCAGGGUCCUUCGAUCUCGGCUUCCUAAAGCUCCUGACGUUCGGCUGAGGAAGGCUGAUAAGUUGAAAUCUCAGAGACAAGACGAGGACAACAGCCAGGAGACCGUUCAGCUCGACCUGAACCUCCAGACGGAGAAUAAGCAAGAAAACGACACUCGGGCGGAAACGCCAACCAGGGAACAAAGUGAUGUGGAGAAGACGAAGCCAGAAAUUAACUUUAGGAUCCGUUUCAAGCGGAGCAGAGGGAAAGUGUGGGAGAUGCAAAGCAGCGGCCUAGGCUCUGUGCUGUCCAAACCGGAGAAAAACGAACUUGACAAUGAUCCCCUUAAGGCCAUCAUGGACUCCGUGUCGGUGUUGAGCAUGGAGAUGCAGGCAGCUCAGGCUCACGUGCAGGCCAGUAAGAAGUCCAAGAGCAGACUGCUUCGCUUGAAAAAACGGGGUGAGAGGAGGAGGAGCGCGUGCACAAAGCUGGAACCGGAUAAAGAAGACGGCGCAGUCGGGGAGAUUUCUUCCGCUACGUGCCUUACGCCGGCCAAAAUUCAGAGUGACGCAGCGUCUUUUGUCCAAGGAACCAAAACUGAAGAUGGAUCGGCCAGAAGCUCCUGCCUCUUUGAAAGCGCGUCGCAGCCCAAACCAGAGUCCGGCACGGAUUCCAACGGUUGUCCACUGCCCGUUCUCAAAUUACGCCGAAAGGUAGAGGACAUUUGGGAGGUGGAUGACAUGGAAGAGGAGGAGGAGGGAAAGCAGGAAGCGGUGAAAACGGAGGCGCCGCCGGUGAAAAAAGGGGCCCCGAAAGCCCCCGCUUUGGUAAAGCAAACACCGGGGCUGCUGGACUUGAGCAAGGUCCGAGAGGACCCCCCGCCGUCUACUCCCAAGGUGAACGCUAACUCCGCGCCCUUGAAAACCGAAGCUCCGCCAAUGUGUUUGUCGCUUUCACCGCUUUCCCUGUCGUCCCCGCUAAACGAGCGCGUGGAAAGUGCGCCGGGAGCCAACGCUGCUGCCGAUAGACAAGAAGCCGGCGUCAGGAAGCAACGAAACAAAUCGGCGACUAAGUCCGGUGCCGCGGAAACGCCCGCCGGCUGCCUCAGUCAGUCUCUCCAGCAAAUCGACAACAGCCUCUCUAGGCUCUCCGAGGGCCUGUGCUCGUCGCAGAUUCUGGAAAAGACCGCUUCUCUAGCCGGACUUCCCGGGUCCCUCGUCCAGCCCCCUUCCCACUCCCCACCGUUCCCGACCGCGGAAACCAUUCUCCCCGGCGAGCCUAACUUUGCAAACUGUUGUGACGACAUUCUGGACUUUCAGUGUUUAAACUUUGAGGGAUACGAUCAGCCGCAGAACAUUCUCCCUUCUUCGCCGUCAGAUUUGUGUUCACUAGAACCCCCCGCGGAUCCCUUCAGCAGCCCGCUAUCGCACAGCCCCUCCGACACGUGGACCACAGAGACGCCUUACCUCGGCCCCCCGAGUCCCGGAAAUUCCUUCCCCGGUGAAGAACUACAGUUCUUCCCAGGCCUACUCCCAUCCAAAAACGAUUCGGCUCCUCUAGAUUGCGAGGCGAAGAACGCCUCCGGGAGAAUCCCUACCCAAGCCGGCUACGGGUUUUCAGUGCUCAGCAAUCCCGAACUGGCGUCAAAGGACAGACUUGUCAGCAAAAAUUCGGGAGCGAGGCUGUCCAAAGAGGAUUUAAAAGGUCAUUCUUCCUCCGCGCUGAGCAAACAUCGGCUGUUUGGCACUCCUGCUACCGUGGCUCAGAACCCUCUUCCUUUGGUACAAUCCGCCCCGAACGUCAAACCCGGCGGCAGCCAGUCAAAAACCGCGUGCAACCUAAAAACUCAAGGACCCUUCCACCGCAUGAGCAUUCCCAAACAAGCCCAGUCUUUUCCCAGCUGCCAGCCUAGCGCACAGCGAAGCAUCCCGCAGACCAAGUCCGUAUUGCCGUCUUCCAUAGCUAACAAGUUUGUUGGUCACCAACUCUUGGCCGGAAGAAACUCAAAUAACCUUGACAAUCACUUCAGCUCCCAGGAGAAGUCCUCCACAGUCAUCCACAGGGUUCCGCAAGUCCACAAAUUUCCGGGUGGAAACCCAAACCAGAAUUUACAGUACAGCGUUCCCUCCAACACAUCCAAAACCUACGCUAGCAAAUCGGCGGAAAAGCCUCGUGACGAGCUCCACUGUAACCACAAAAGCGGAGUCUCCGCUCAGAACCUCGAACAUUUCACUUCCUCCGCCAGGCCCGGCCUUCCUUUCGGCAAACACGCUCCGUCUUUGAGCUCUUCGUUCGGUCGAGGCAAAGCGGCCCCGGAAAAGCAGGACGACGCCGGCGUGACGUAUAAGAACUUAUCCAACCUGCCUCGACCUUUCUUCUUCCCUAGCAAAGAGGGUUAUUCCUCACCGCAAGAGAAAACGUCCAAGCAGGACAAAUCGGCACCCCCGGGUUCGGACAAGAACCAGGCGUGUUACCCCCAGCAGGAUCCCUUCGAUUUCAGUUUCGCCUCGUCGCUUUCGCCGUUGCCGCAUCACGGCGGUUCUCAAGUAGUCCACGGCACGCCGCCCGGCACGCCUUCGUCGGCGGGCAAGGGUCACCCGGCCGCCUCCUUCCCUUACGGCCCCCAGGGACCCCCUUACGUACUCAACUUUAGCGGCGACCACUCGUUGACGCUGGGCCUCAGGGACGCGCCCGAAGGUUACCCUGGACUGGGCCCCGCAAACUACACCUACCACUGCCUGAUGGAACCUUCGGGCACGCAGGGGCGGCUCGUCCUGGAACCCUGCGCUUCUCUGCCAUCCAACCCGCCCUCCUUUUCCAUGGGCGGCUUGCCGGGACACAAAGGUGCUCCGGAUGAACAUUUUAAGAAGGACCAGUCGGGCGACCAUCAGGACGUACCGCACUACGGACCCACGUCUCACUCCGUGAGCUCUACCAAGCCCAAGAGGGUCAGGCUGGUGGUGACGGACGGAACCGUGGACUUGGACCUUCAGUACUCUGACUGAAACCUGUUGUUUUUCUUUUUAUUCCAACUGUUUUGAAGGACUCUGUCACGAGACCUAUUUGAUGAUCAAACGGACCAUUCUUUGUGUCGGCGGCCAGGGAGGCACCGCCUUCAAACGGGCAGCUUGGCGCCUCUUGUCUUUCCUAUGAGACUUUUUCAAACUUUCCAUCUUUUAUACCCACGAUUUUCUUUCUCACUGUUUGUACGCCCGCGAGUGUGUUUUUGGUAGCUGAGCCCAGCCGCUACGGCACGGCGGACCCUCGUGACCAUUUUUCUCGGCCAAAAUGUCUCAUCCGGGUGGUACCGGCCGCCCUUUUGGCUGUCUUUCGGACUUAGCGCUUACCACUAUUCCAUCUAGAGACUGUUGUGGACAGUUUUUUUUUUUAAUUGGGGGCAGUGCAACGGAGUACUGGGGCCGAACAACGAAAAAUAAGACUAUGAAAUUAAAGUCGUAAUAUUACGAGAUUGAAGUUGUAGUGUUAAGACGGGAAAAGUUGUCAUAAUACUACGAGAUUAUUUUACUUUUUUUCAUUGGCCCUAAUACUCCGUGUUCGAAUUUUUAUCAAUCUUUUAGCAUCCGGAGGGUCCGCUGCCGUCCGCUCAACAUCGAAAAGGAACAAACGGUGACAAUCUUUCCACUGUUUUUGUCUGUUAUUUUUUGAAAGGUUGUGGCCCUUGUACUUCCUGUUGUGUAUUUAUUGGAUGAUCUUGACCUCUUCCCGGUCGUGCUUUUAAAACAAAAUGGUGCUUGAACCUAAUUUAUACUUCACCUUGAUUGUUGAUAGGAGUAAAUGUUUGACGGUUAUUUAAUGGGACAAAAAAAAAAACACACAAAAAAAAACUUAUUGAACUGAAUAUAUAGAUGACAAAUAUAUAUGAAGAUAUAUUAUACGACUUGUAUUUAAUUUCUCACCCGCUGUUGUCAAACUUUCUAUUAGGCCCCUCCCUUCUACUUCCUUCUUAAAAAUUGUUAGUCUUACUAAAAGAGUUUGCUGUAGAAAUGUAUAAAUUGUAGCUUGUAUUAUUAAAGACUCCUUUUCAUACUUAA